AUGCGCUCUUCACUACCGGCCAAGCUCACACUGCUGCUGCUGGCCUGCUCCGAGCAGGUCGCCGGCUCUCUUGGCGAUGGAUCGCAACAAGUCAUGAUCGCGCCCCCAGAGAACGUCAAUGAUGCUUCCACUACCUCCUUCGACUUCCAUAACGACCAUGUUGUCGACGAAUCCAUCCUCGCGGCCAUCGCAGCCUACCCAGACCCCGUCGAUGCCAUGAUCUUCCUCCGGCCCGAGAUGGCAGUACAGCUCGCCGAAUCGAGACUGAUCCACGUGUUCGGCGAGGACAAGCCUAGGUGGAUGAAGGAAGGCGACAAGCUGCGGCUGCGGCAGAAGAGGAAGAAGUUCAUGGAUAUCACAGACCACCAGGAACUCUAUGUUGACGGCGUCACUGCGUGGGAAGGGAAAGCCAACCUUCCCAAGUUAACCCACCAGAGCCUCGUCAGGCCUCUGUUUUCCAGGAUCUCGACCUCCCGAAUGCGCGAUAUCCUUAAGCACUUCUCGGGCUACUACAAUCGCUGGUUCGGCGGCGAGACCGGCGAGGAGUCCUCCCAGUGGCUGCACGACCACAUCGCCGACAUCGUCGCCCACUCGCCGUUCCACGCCCACAUCAGCCUCGAGUACUUCACGCACCCCUUCCCGCAAUCCUCCAUCAUCGCCCGCUUCGAGCCCAAGGUCCGAGACCACUCCAAGCCCCUGACCAUAAUCGGCGCGCACCAGGACUCCGCCAACUACCUCUUCCCGCUGCUACAGGCCCCGGGGGCUGAUGAUGAUGGAUCGGGCACAGUCAGCAUCCUCGAAGCAUUCCGAGUGCUGGCCUCAAGUGGAUACAUACCAAAGGAGGGGCCGGUCGAGUUCCACUGGUACGCCGCCGAGGAGGGAGGGCUGCUUGGCAGCCAGGCCAUCGCGGCGUACAAGAAGAAGGAGGGCGCCAAAAUUGGGGCCAUGAUGGAGUUCGACAUGACCGCGUUCAUUGCCCGCAACGCAACGGAGAGCAUAGGCUUCAUCAAGACCGACGCCGAUGCCCCCUUGACCAAGUGGGCCGUCGACCUCAGCACCGAGUACAUCACGUCCAUCCCCACCAGCGUCUACGAGCUCAUGCCCGGGGCUGGCUCCGACUACAUGAGCUACACCAAGAUGGGCUUCCCGGCCACGUUCGCCUCCGAGGGCAACCCAGUGGCCGGAGGGUUCCCUGGCGAGUUUGACCCGUACGUGCACACGGAGAAUGACACGAUGUAUGUUGAUGAUGAGACGGGGCAUUUCUCCUUCGACCACAUGGCGAGGUUCUCUGAGCUGGCCAUCGCUUUUGCGGUCGAGCAGGCGGGAUGGGACAACGGCUGGAGGUAA
Molecule: messenger RNA, 1347 nt
Organism: Diaporthe citri
Lineage: Eukaryota; Fungi; Ascomycota; Sordariomycetes; Diaporthales; Diaporthaceae
Exons: 2
Coding region: 1-1347 (448 amino acids)
Biological process (GO): proteolysis
Molecular function (GO): metalloexopeptidase activity
Source: RefSeq, a predicted model, not a curated record